Molecule: messenger RNA, 2379 nt
Organism: Trifolium pratense (red clover)
Lineage: Eukaryota; Viridiplantae; Streptophyta; Magnoliopsida; Fabales; Fabaceae
Exons: 5
Coding region: 944-2098 (384 amino acids)
Source: RefSeq, a predicted model, not a curated record
AGGGUUAGGAAAAAGAACUUGGAAAACAUCUGAUCCUUUAGUAUAUAAAGAUUGUGUGUUCUCCCUCAAAUCCCAUAUAAAAACCCUAAUUGAUUUUGUUGUUCCUUAAAUUUGUGGUUAGCUCUAGUUUCAAUUGUUCCCCAAUUUUGCUUUGAUUUGUGUGGUUGGAAGUCAAUCUUUCAUUCACUUUUUACUAUUUCACAUCCUUUCUCUAAUUGCUAGUUCAAUUCAUAGUUGAUAUAAGUUGUGUAGUUGAUAACAUGCUCCGUAACAAUUGAAUAAGGCCAUAUCAUCAUUGUGGAACUAAAAUUAUAAAAUCUAUUAAUUGUGGUGGUGCUAACUGCUAAGUCCAUUUGUAUAGCUGCUAUAGGUGAUGCUAUUUUGAAUUGUUAUUAUAGAUGGGGUUAUUAAAUUUUAGAUAUCAAGGAAUGACAUUAUCAGUGUUAAAAAAAAAGGAUGGCAUUAUCAUGCGUUGGAAUGGUUUUUCUUUGCUACUGCUAUAGGUGUUCUUGUUUUGAGUUGUGUUAUAGGUGGUGUUAUUUAAUUUUAGAUAGAUAUCGAGGAUUGAAAUUUUUUAGUGUUGGAUUGAUUCUGUUCUGCUAUCAGUUUUGGUUGGGUUGCCCUGCUAAACCAUAAGUUUUGGUUGAGGAUGGGGAUGAAGAAGAGAAGGAUAUGUUUUAAUUGUCAAUGAGUUUAUACUUUUUCUAUGCAAUUAGACUUGACUUUUUGUUUAGUUAAUGAAUUUGAUUUGAUACUCAUUAUUUUUUUUUCUAUAUAUAUUUUCAUUCCCUUUGUAUUUUAUGGUCAUCAUAUUGUUGCUAACUGUUGAUAUUUUAAGUUUACAUAAUUUAAAAAUUAUAUUUCUAUCAUUUGUUAUUCUAUGUCAAAAGCUAGUUCAAGUUUCUUUUAAUCACCCACUUGCUAAAUUGAAAGUAUUACAGCAAUGGGAAGGACGACGAGAAAAUUAAAUAUUGGGCGUCGCAUAUUAAAAGAAUCCAACCAAGGAAGUAAUGCUACUCAAACAACCUCUACUCAUGCCGAAGGAAGUAAUGUUGAAGAAACUCAUACAACUUCAACUGAUGCCCAAGGAAGUAGUGUUGGAGAAACUCUUAGAACCUCAAUUCAUGCCCAAGGAAGUGGUGUUGAAGAAACUCGCUCCAAUCCUAGUCAUAUGGAAGAUGAGACACACGAGUCUGAAGAUUCCCACUCCAUUCCUUCUGAUAUAGAAGCGGAAGAAGCUCAUAUUGAAAAAGAAGUUGAACCUAAAAAAAAAAGAGGCCCAACAAGAAUGUUAGAUGUAUGGGAUAUGGAUGAUGAUGAUGUCAUAAUUGUUAAUUUGGAUAAAUAUGGUCGACCCAUUGGUAAGGAAGGGGGAAUUCUUAAUCGUUUCAUAGGAAGUAUGGUUCGAAGGAAACAAUUUGCUCCCAUCAAAUACACAUCUUGGAAAGAGAUGCCCUUAAAGCAAAAAUCUGAUAUGUUGAAAAAAAUUGAGUCCAAAUUUGAGUUCAUUCCUCCUAUAAAUGACACAACAAGGGAAAUGUUGAAAUCUGAGUUGAACGACAAGUGGAAACAAUGGAAGACCGAUUUAAAAGGAAAGGCAUAUGAUCCAAGUAAAACAGAAGAAGAAGUUGCAUCUGUUGUACCAGAUAGUAGGGUUGAUCCCGAUCAAUGGAGAGAAUUGGUUCAUCAUUGGUUUUCUGAAAAAGCCCAAGAAGAACUAAAGAAACAUGAUAAUGAGGUUGAAACAUCUCAAUCGGUCCAAGAGAUACAAAGUCACAUGCCUUGGAUGGAUGAUAUAUAUUCCAAAGUACAAGGACCUGAAAAAAGAGGACCAGUGCGUUGUAUGGGCAAGAUUCCCAAACCCAAAAAAUUGAAAGCUUCUUUGUCCGAAAAUCAAGAGUUACGCGAUAAAGUUAAGCAAAUGCAAGAACAACAAAACAAUACAAAUGCGGUGUUGGUAAAUGUGUUGUCAUUGAUUCAAAAUCGAUUUUCUGGAGAAGAUGUGAAUGACAUUUUACGAGCUGCAAGACAGGUUACUGAUUCUUCUAGUUCCCCUAACCAAACGGAUUCUCCAAAUCCAUACACUAACGAAGAUUAAAGAGAGAAAACGUAUAUUGUGUUCUGGGUUCUUUGCUGUCCUGUUUGGCUGGUUUUGGGGGCUGCUACUAUCUAGUUGGAUUCCGUUGCAAGUCCGUUUCAGAUUAUUGUUUGGUAGGGAUGACAUACACAUGUAUUUUGGUGGUUGGUAGUUUUUCGAUUUGUAGUUUUAGGGUGAAUUACAAGCAAACAGUGGCUGUCAUGUUGCUUUCAAGUUGUACUAAUUUUAUUUAACUUUAAAAAAUUUGGUGCAAUUUCAAUUUUGGAGAUUUUUCUAGUUAA